AUUGUAUAACUUUCACACCUCUACCCUGUCUUUCAGUCAGUAUUUAGUCAAACAAAAUAAACUACAUUUGUUAGAGCUUGAUAAGAAUUCAGUGUGUCUUCUGUGUGUGUGCCCGUCAUCAAGCAACAAAUCGACGUAUUUUUUUCGACUAAGAGUUCCAAUGGAAGCCCAUUCUUGAACAAGGAGAACGACUAAAUCGAAACACAAAUAAACUCGAAACGAAUCAAAAGAAAACGUUCAAAUAGUGUGCAAUCAAGUAAUAAUAAAGGGAAACACCAACCAGCAUUGUUUUUGCAGAGAUAAUUUACAUUGUAAAGGUCUGUCAAUAACUAGACUUCGCGGUAGUCACGAUGACGCAACCACUGCCCAUCCGCUUUCAGGAGCAUUUACAGCUCACAAAUGUCGGGAUCAACGCCAAUUCAUUCUCAUUCAGCACGCUCACGAUGGAAUCGGAUAAGUUUAUCUGCGUGCGAGAGAAGGUCAACGAUACCGCCCAGGUGGUCAUCAUUGACAUGAACGACGCCACCAAUCCCACGCGGCGUCCGAUCUCAGCGGACUCGGCUAUCAUGAAUCCAGCUAGCAAGGUCAUUGCGCUCAAAGCGCAAAAGACGUUGCAGAUUUUCAACAUCGAAAUGAAGUCGAAAAUGAAGGCGCAUACCAUGACCGAGGAUGUGGUGUUCUGGAAGUGGAUAUCCCUCAAUACGCUGGCGCUGGUCACAGAAACGAGCGUGUACCACUGGUCCAUGGAGGGCGACUCGAUGCCGCAGAAGAUGUUCGACCGGCACUCCUCGCUCAACGGCUGCCAGAUCAUCAACUACCGCUGCAACGCCUCCCAGCAGUGGCUCCUGCUGGUCGGGAUCUCGGCCCUGCCGAGUCGCGUGGCCGGUGCCAUGCAGCUGUACUCGGUGGAGCGCAAGGUGUCCCAGGCCAUCGAGGGGCACGCGGCCAGCUUUGCCACGUUCAAGAUCGACGCCAACAAGGAGCCAACGACCCUGUUCUGCUUCGCAGUGCGUACGGCCACUGGCGGCAAGCUUCAUAUCAUCGAAGUCGGUGCCCCGCCGACGGGUAAUCAGCCCUUCGCCAAGAAGGCGGUGGACGUCUUCUUUCCGCCGGAAGCGCAAAACGAUUUCCCCGUCGCCAUGCAAGUCUCUGCCAAGUACGACACCAUCUAUUUGAUAACCAAAUAUGGGUACAUUCAUCUCUACGACAUGGAGACGGCCACGUGCAUAUACAUGAAUCGUAUAUCGGCCGAUACGAUCUUUGUUACCGCACCGCACGAGGCCAGCGGCGGCAUCAUCGGCGUCAAUCGCAAGGGGCAGGUGCUCUCGGUGACCGUCGACGAGGAGCAGAUCAUUCCGUACAUCAACACCGUCUUGCAGAACCCCGAGCUGGCCCUGCGAAUGGCUGUGCGCAACAAUCUGGCCGGUGCCGAGGAUUUGUUUGUGCGCAAGUUCAACAAGCUCUUCACGGCUGGCCAGUACGCCGAGGCGGCCAAGGUGGCUGCCCUGGCCCCCAAGGCCAUUCUCCGGACACCGCAGACGAUCCAGCGGUUCCAGCAAGUGCAGACGCCCGCGGGUUCCACGACCCCGCCACUGCUACAGUACUUUGGCAUCCUGCUGGACCAGGGCAAGCUGAACAAGUUCGAAUCUCUGGAGCUGUGCCGCCCCGUCCUGCUGCAGGGCAAGAAGCAGCUGUGCGAGAAGUGGCUGAAGGAGGAGAAGCUGGAGUGCAGCGAGGAGCUGGGCGAUCUGGUCAAGGCCUCCGAUCUCACGCUGGCCCUCUCGAUUUACUUGCGCGCCAACGUGCCCAACAAGGUGAUCCAAUGCUUCGCCGAGACCGGGCAGUUCCAGAAGAUUGUGCUGUACGCCAAGAAGGUCAACUACACGCCCGACUACGUGUUCCUGCUGCGCUCCGUGAUGCGCAGCAACCCGGAGCAGGGAGCCGGCUUUGCCUCCAUGCUGGUGGCCGAGGAGGAGCCGCUGGCGGACAUCAACCAGAUUGUGGACAUCUUCAUGGAGCACUCCAUGGUGCAGCAGUGCACGGCCUUCCUGCUGGACGCCCUCAAGCACAACCGACCCGCCGAGGGGGCCCUGCAGACGCGCCUGCUGGAAAUGAAUCUGAUGUCGGCUCCCCAGGUCGCCGAUGCCAUCCUGGGCAACGCCAUGUUCACCCACUACGACCGGGCGCACAUUGCCCAGCUGUGCGAGAAGGCGGGCCUGCUGCAGCGCGCCCUGGAGCACUACACCGAUCUGUACGAUAUUAAGCGGGCCGUGGUCCACACACACAUGCUGAAUGCCGAGUGGCUGGUCAGCUUCUUCGGCACCCUGUCCGUGGAGGACUCGCUGGAGUGCCUGAAGGCCAUGCUCACGGCGAAUCUGCGCCAGAACCUGCAGAUCUGUGUGCAAAUCGCCACCAAGUACCACGAGCAGCUGACCAACAAGGCGCUGAUCGACCUGUUCGAGGGCUUCAAGAGCUACGACGGGCUCUUCUACUUCCUGAGCAGCAUCGUCAACUUCUCGCAGGACCCCGAGGUGCACUUCAAGUACAUCCAGGCGGCCUGCAAGACCAACCAGAUCAAGGAGGUGGAGCGCAUUUGCCGCGAGUCCAACUGCUACAAUCCCGAGCGCGUGAAGAACUUCCUGAAGGAGGCCAAGCUGACGGAUCAGCUGCCGUUGAUCAUUGUUUGCGAUCGUUUCGAUUUCGUGCACGACCUGGUGCUCUACCUGUACCGCAACAAUCUGCAGAAGUACAUCGAGAUCUAUGUGCAGAAGGUGAAUCCUUCCCGCCUGCCCGUCGUGGUGGGCGGCCUGCUCGACGUGGACUGCAGCGAGGAUAUAAUCAAAAAUCUGAUUCUCGUCGUCAAGGGACAGUUCUCGACCGACGAGCUGGUCGAGGAGGUUGAAAAGCGCAACCGGCUGAAGCUCCUGCUGCCCUGGCUGGAGUCGCGUGUGCACGAGGGCUGCGUCGAGCCGGCCACCCACAAUGCGCUGGCCAAGAUCUACAUCGACUCGAACAACAAUCCCGAGAGAUAUCUGAAGGAGAAUCAGUACUACGAUAGCCGUGUGGUCGGUCGCUACUGCGAGAAGCGGGAUCCGCACUUGGCGUGCGUUGCCUACGAGCGUGGCCUCUGCGAUCGCGAGCUCAUCGCCGUGUGCAACGAGAACUCGCUGUUCAAGAGCGAGGCACGCUACCUGGUGGGUCGCCGCGAUGCGGAACUCUGGGCCGAGGUGCUAUCCGAGAGCAAUCCCUACAAGCGCCAGUUGAUCGACCAGGUGGUGCAGACGGCUCUGUCCGAGACCCAGGAUCCCGACGACAUCUCGGUCACGGUGAAGGCUUUCAUGACGGCCGACCUGCCCAACGAGCUGAUCGAACUGCUCGAGAAGAUCAUCCUGGACUCGUCUGUCUUCAGCGAUCACCGCAAUCUGCAGAACCUGCUGAUUCUCACGGCCAUCAAGGCUGAUCGCACCCGUGUCAUGGACUACAUCAAUAGGCUGGACAACUACGAUGCCCCGGACAUUGCCAACAUUGCGAUCAGCAACCAGUUGUACGAGGAGGCCUUCGCCAUCUUCAAGAAGUUCGAUGUGAACACCUCGGCCAUCCAGGUGCUCAUCGACCAGGUGAACAACCUGGAGCGGGCCAACGAGUUCGCCGAGCGUUGCAACGAGCCGGCCGUGUGGUCGCAGUUGGCCAAGGCCCAGCUGCAGCAGGGUCUGGUCAAGGAGGCCAUCGAUUCGUACAUCAAGGCCGACGAUCCGAGUGCCUAUGUGGACGUGGUGGAUGUGGCCAGCAAGGUGGAGUCCUGGGAUGACCUCGUUCGCUAUCUGCAGAUGGCCAGGAAGAAGGCCCGCGAAUCGUACAUCGAGAGCGAACUGAUCUAUGCCUACGCGCGCACCGGUCGUCUGGCCGAUCUGGAGGAGUUCAUUUCGGGACCCAACCACGCCGACAUCCAGAAGAUCGGCAACCGAUGCUUCAGCGACGGCAUGUACGAUGCGGCCAAGCUGCUGUACAACAACGUCAGCAACUUUGCUCGCCUGGCCAUCACGCUGGUCUACCUGAAGGAGUUCCAGGGCGCCGUGGACUCGGCGCGGAAGGCCAACUCGACGCGCACCUGGAAGGAGGUGUGCUUCGCCUGCGUGGACGCCGAGGAGUUCAGGCUGGCGCAGAUGUGCGGCCUGCACAUUGUGGUGCAUGCCGAUGAGCUGGAGGAUCUGAUUAACUACUACCAGAACCGGGGCUACUUCGAUGAGCUGAUCGCGUUGCUCGAGUCGGCUCUGGGCCUGGAGCGGGCGCACAUGGGCAUGUUCACGGAGCUGGCUAUACUGUAUUCGAAAUUCAAACCUUCCAAGAUGCGGGAACACCUGGAGCUGUUCUGGUCUCGCGUCAACAUUCCAAAGGUACUGCGUGCCGCCGAAUCGGCCCACCUGUGGUCGGAGCUGGUGUUCCUGUACGACAAGUACGAGGAGUACGACAACGCUGUGCUGGCCAUGAUGGCCCAUCCCACGGAGGCGUGGCGCGAGGGGCACUUCAAGGACAUCAUCACCAAGGUGGCCAACAUCGAGCUGUACUACAAGGCCAUCGAGUUCUACCUGGACUUCAAGCCGCUGCUGCUGAACGACAUGCUCCUGGUGCUGGCCCCCAGAAUGGACCACACCCGGGCAGUUAGCUACUUCUCGAAAACCGGCUACUUGCCCCUCGUCAAGCCCUAUCUGCGCUCGGUCCAAUCUCUCAACAACAAGGCUAUCAACGAAGCCCUCAACGGACUGCUCAUCGACGAGGAGGACUACCAGGGACUGCGCAAUUCGAUCGACGGAUUCGACAACUUUGACAACAUUGCGUUGGCCCAGAAGCUGGAGAAGCACGAACUUACCGAAUUCCGUAGGAUUGCCGCCUACUUGUACAAGGGAAACAACCGCUGGAAACAGAGCGUGGAGCUCUGCAAAAAGGACAAGCUCUACAAGGAUGCCAUGGAGUAUGCCGCCGAGUCUUGCAAGCAGGACAUUGCCGAGGAGUUGUUGGGCUGGUUCCUAGAACGUGACGCUUACGAUUGCUUUGCGGCCUGUCUAUAUCAGUGCUACGACUUGCUGCGCCCUGACGUCAUCUUGGAGUUGGCCUGGAAACACAAAAUCGUGGACUUCGCCAUGCCCUACUUGAUCCAGGUCCUGCGGGAGUACACCACAAAGGUGGACAAACUGGAGCUGAACGAGGCCCAGCGCGAGAAGGAGGACGAUUCGACCGAACACAAAAAUAUUAUCCAGAUGGAGCCGCAGCUGAUGAUCACCGCCGGCCCAGCGAUGGGAAUUCCCCCACAGUAUGCACAGAAUUAUCCACCCGGCGCGGCAACAGUGGCGGCGGCAGGCGGACGCAACAUGGGCUAUCCCUAUUUGUAGGACUGGGGUACCCGUUGAGAAAACCAUCAAAACAACUUUAAAAACAAUUGUAUCAGCAUUAAAGGAAUACCAAUAAAAUAAGAAAAAAUAAUCUAUUAAAUUGCAUGUGCGCCAAAAGUUACCAAAACAAAACGAAGCAAAACAAAACGACAAACAUUAUUAAAUUAAACAAAAAAAAGCUAUGCAAUUAACAAAUCCAAUUUUUGGUUUGUUGUAGACAUUUAAAAAAUGAUUAUAUGUUUUGAUAAUUACAGCACUCUUUAUUCAAAUAUAACAGAAUAUAUUACUUUUUAUCAUAA
This is a messenger RNA of Drosophila biarmipes, 5686 nucleotides long. RefSeq names its product clathrin heavy chain (gene Chc). The record is from RefSeq and is a predicted model, not a curated record. Gene Ontology annotation, molecular function: clathrin light chain binding; structural molecule activity. The coding region runs from base 351 to 5387 and encodes 1678 amino acids. Lineage: Eukaryota; Metazoa; Arthropoda; Insecta; Diptera; Drosophilidae. The transcript has 7 exons. Gene Ontology annotation, cellular component: clathrin-coated endocytic vesicle; clathrin coat of coated pit; cell cortex. Gene Ontology annotation, biological process: receptor-mediated endocytosis; intracellular protein transport.